Messenger RNA from Austrofundulus limnaeus, 1068 nucleotides. RefSeq lists its product as uncharacterized. Bases 25 to 789 code for a protein of 254 amino acids. NCBI's taxonomy places the organism in Eukaryota, Metazoa, Chordata, Actinopteri, Cyprinodontiformes, Rivulidae. The transcript is spliced from 2 exons. The record is from RefSeq and is a predicted model, not a curated record.
GCUCCCGGGGUUCCUGCACAGAAUAUGCCAGCUGGGGCCCGACAGAGGUCUGCAAAAACAGCAGCUAAAGUUCUGAGCCAUAUCAGAUAUUUUCAAACUAGAAUGAAACGAGGAGAGUGUUUGGGAGUUUUUCACCUUUUCCUAGUGUGCUCCAUCACUGGGUUGUUGAUGGAUCAGCACAGAGAUGCAGAGAGAGACCAAGAGCUGAACAAAGCCAUUCUGGAAAUGUUACACAUCAAGAAAGUGUCAGCUAGUCAUCAGACCAGACCACACCCGUACAUGAGGAGGAUCUACCUGCAGCUGGCCUCGCUGGACUCUCCAGACUUCACAGGAUCAGACGGAAUCCUGGUGCAGAGCUUUAAAAGUGUUGACGCUCCACCUGAUGCUCCUGAUGGAUGGAUCUGGUUUAAUGUUAGCAGCCUGGACCCAUCCAUCCUGGGUGCAGAACUGGUUCUGUUCAGGAGGACCCUCCACCCACRUCCCCUCAGUGUUACUGUCUCCCUGCAUGGCUUGGUCGCUCUACGGGACCCUCUGGACCGACUCCUGGCCCUCCAGGAGAGGCAGCUGAUGCUGGAUCAGCGACCCUCCUCUGGGUACGACGUGUUUGACGUCUCACAGGUUCUGGCUGCGAGGCCUCUGGAGGUGGUGGGCUUUCAGCUCCACUACAGAGACGAGAGUGGGAGUCUGGUCCUUCAUGAGGCGCUGACCCAGAGUCUGUACUGUCUGAACAGAAGCUGCCUGAGUGAACCUCUGUUGGUGCUCUACCAGGACCGUCCUCCUCAGGUCUGAUGCUGGCAGUUCAAGAUGGCUGCCACAGCACAGCGUUAACUGUUACCCAGUCAGUUUGACAACUUUGUUAGUUUGUUGGUUUGUUUGUAAAAUAUCUCAUGAACCCUUCAGUGGAUUUGAAGGAAAAAAAUUAGAAAGUUGAUUAGGUUGACAUCUUCCAUCUUGGCCUUCUUAUAGGCCAUGUGGUGCCAAGUGUAAAAUAAAAUGUCACUAACACAUUUUCAUUAUUUAGCUCACGUUCUGAGUCUCAAAUCCUAGUUACUAAUAUGUUUUAUUAUU